CAUCUGAACAGGUACUUAGAUAAAGUAUAAGAUAGAGCUACGCGUACAGGUAAAAGUUUCCAUUAAGCUGUUGGCUAACAUCAGGAAUCCACCACACUGUUUCCUUCAACUUUUGGGUCAGUCGGGAAUCCAUCACCUGCAUUCUUCAACGUCUGUGUAAGUCAGGAAUCCAACCAUGAAGCUCAUCCACACAGCGUUGCUUCUCGCUUGUUGCAUCCUCGUCACACAAGCCAUUGAGAACAAGCUGAGCAAACUUUUGAAUGUGGCCAAACGUGAUGGCCAACAGGAGCCUGUUGAACUGGGACCUAAACAGGGAGUAAAACUUGGCUUCGGAUCAAAGCUGGCUAAAGAGGUUAAUGCGGACGUUGGAACAAAGCUAGCCAAACACGAAUCUGAAGUGAAGGCGGACGUUGGAACAAAGCUAGCCGAACACGAAUCUGAAGUGAAGGCGGCCGAAUCAAAGCUAGCCGAACACGAAUCUGAAGUAAAGGGGGACGUUAGAACAAUUCUGACCAAAGAGUCACCGAAAGUCAAAUCGGACGUUCCGGCAGAGAUCACAAAAAGGGACGCUUCCUAUCGUGGUCGGCACGGUAGACGUCACGGGGGUAGAAGUGGGGGCAGGGGGAGGGGUUAA
Messenger RNA from Physella acuta, 634 nucleotides. RefSeq lists its product as uncharacterized. Lineage: Eukaryota; Metazoa; Mollusca; Gastropoda; Physidae. The record is from RefSeq and is a predicted model, not a curated record.